AUGCCUUAUUCUGUCGCUAUACCGAGCACGCAGAAGGAAGGACGGAGCCCUAUUUACCGUUCUUGGAAUUCACAGCAGGAGUUGGUCAAAACGUUGGACCCCGAUGUCACCACUGCCCACGAGAUUUUCGAGUCGACUGCGAACGCAACCCCUAAGGCCGAUUGUCUUGGAUGGCGUCCUUACGAUCCGGCGACGAAGACCUGGGGUCAAUAUCAAUGGCUGAGCUAUGGCACGGUCCAGAAACGGCGCACCGACUUCGGUGCUGGAUUGGUGGAGCUACAUCACAAGCACAAAUGUGUUCAAACCGGGCAGUACGGUGUUGGUCUCUGGUGCCAGAAUCGUCCGGAGUGGCAGAUCACAGACCUGGCAUGCAUGUCGCAAAGCCUGUACUCGGUCUCGAUUUACGAUGUUCUUGCCUCAGAUGCGACGGAAUAUAUCAUCAAUCACGCCGAGUUGAGCUGUGUUGUGACCUCCUUGCCUCACAUCCCAACAUUGAUCAAGCUCAAGCCUAUUCUUCCCAACCUGAAGAUUAUCGUCAGCUUAGACUCACUCGACGCGGGUGAACCGGCCGGCCAGUCCAAGCGCGCUCUGCUGGAAAGCAUGACCGCUGAUUAUGACCUUACCAUCUACAGCAUAGACCAAGUUGAAGCUCUGGGCGCGACCGCUAACCGCCCUCUCAAUCCCCCCAAACCCUCGGAUAUUGUCACUAUCAACUAUACUUCUGGUACCACAGGUGCUCCCAAGGGCGUGGUCCUUACACACGAGAACGCGGUUGCUGCUGCUUCUGGCGCUCUGGUGGCCGUGUCUCACGCGCGGGAUGAUACAUUUCCGUCGUAUCUUCCCCUCGCACAUAUUUUUGAACGACUUACGGAACACGCGGCACUCUGGUCCGGUGCUCGCAUCGGUUAUUUCCAUGGAAAUAUCUUGGAACUAGUCGAUGACCUCAAGGUGCUCAAGCCCACUGGAUUUGUAUCCGUUCCUCGCCUUUUCAGCCGAUUUGGAACUGCCAUUCGCGCUGCCACCGUUGAGGCCCCUGGCUUUCGAGGAGCUCUGUCCAAACACAUAGUUGCGGCGAAGAGCGCAAACCUAAAGAACCCGGAUCCCAGCAAAGCUACUGUAAAGCACGCUUUGUAUGAUCGGAUUUGGGCCAAGAAAGUUGCUGCAGCCGUUGGUUUAGAACGUGCAAAGUCCCUGGUUUCGGGAUCUGCGCCUUUGGAUCCUUCUCUGCACGACUUUUUGCGAGUAGCCAUUGGCGCCGAUUUCUCUCAAGGAUAUGGUCUAACUGAGACUUAUGCUAUGGCAUGCGCACAGUCUCCCAAGGAUGUCUCAUCUGGCAACUGCGGACGUGUUGCUCCCUGCACGGAGGUGUGUCUGCUGUCCCUACCGGACAUGGAAUACUCGGUGGAUGAUAAACCUUUUCCCCGCGGUGAACUUCUGAUUCGUGGCCCUAAUGUCUUCAAGGAGUACCUCAAGAACCCGGAAGAGACAGCUAAGGCCAUCACUGCGGACGGGUGGUUCCGGACGGGCGAUGUCGCCAAGAUUGAUGAGAUGGGCCGCAUCAUCAUCAUUGAUCGCCGGAAGAAUGUUCUUAAAUUGGCACAAGGAGAAUACAUCUCACCUGAACGUCUGGAGGGUAUCAUCACGUCGGAGCUGGGCUACUUCGCGCAAGCUUACGUGCAUGGUGAUAGUAUGCAGACUUUCUUGGUUGGUAUCUUCGGUGUACAGCCUGAUAUGUUUGCGCCAUUCGCCAGCAAAAUACUUGGUCGGACCAUUGCACCUACCGACAUUGCAGCCAUCAAGGCAGUACUGCAGGACAGCAAGAUCAAGAAGGCUGUAUUGAAGGAUCUCGAGCGUGUGGCUAAGAAGAAUAAACUCGCGGGAUAUGAGCGGGUAAAGAAUUGCGCUCUGAUGGUUGAGCCGUUCUCAGUAGAGAAUGACCUGCUGACUCCGACUCUCAAGCUCAAACGCCCACCUGUUGUGAAGAAGUAUCGCCAGCUUCUCGAUCAGCUAUACGAAGAUGCCAACAAUGAGCAAUCUGCUCCUAAGGCUAAGUUGUAG
Molecule: messenger RNA, 2058 nt
Organism: Aspergillus mulundensis
Lineage: Eukaryota; Fungi; Ascomycota; Eurotiomycetes; Eurotiales; Aspergillaceae
Product: putative AMP-binding enzyme
Exons: 4
Coding region: 1-2058 (685 amino acids)
Biological process (GO): long-chain fatty acid metabolic process
Cellular component (GO): membrane; endoplasmic reticulum
Molecular function (GO): long-chain fatty acid-CoA ligase activity
Source: RefSeq, a predicted model, not a curated record